AUGAAUUUUGUGGGAGAAAUAGGAGCCAAUGACAAAAGACUUAUAUUCAGAUCGGAAUUGGCUUGCGUGUCUGUUACGUUCAAGGACAGAAGCGCUGGAGACGACGAGGCUCAGUUGACUGACGAGAACUUCUGCACUGUCCUUGAACAUGGACUACCACCUACUGCAGUAGGUGACUACCACCUACUGAAUGGGAAUAGGUCGUUUGACUUGAUCUUGACUGAUAGCAACAAUGUCAAGCGGAAAUAA
This is a messenger RNA of Cylicocyclus nassatus, 249 nucleotides long. NCBI's taxonomy places the organism in Eukaryota, Metazoa, Nematoda, Chromadorea, Rhabditida, Strongylidae. The record is from the annotation of a GenBank genome assembly.